AUGGAAAGUGGAAUACCGCAGUCAAGCAUGAACACCGUAGAUUCAAACACUCAGCAUUCCACCGAAUCAACAUCAGCCGCCAAUUCGUCAUCUACAUUAACAGCAGAUGAAACGAACACCUUAUCACAGACAUUAUCACGAACCUUCUCUCUUUCGGACGAACCAGAAUCUACAGAUAUCUGUCGUGUAUGUCGAAGUGCGGGUGACAGCGCGCUUUACUAUCCGUGCCUAUGUACGGGUAGUAUCAAAUACGUGCAUCAGGACUGUUUAAUGGAGUGGUUGAAAUAUAGCAAGAAAGAAGUUUGUGAAUUGUGUAGUCAUAAGUACUCGUUUCAACCUAUCUAUCGAACCGACAUGCCCACCACAUUGCCCUUCACCGAAAUCGUUCGAGGAAUUUUGAUAGAUGUGGGUCGUAUGUUACGUACAUGGUCUGUAUAUACGUUGGUGUUAGUGGCGUGGGUAGGUUUCGUACCGUUGACCGCAUGUCGUGUCUAUCGGAUGGUAUUCUCAGCUAACGUCGCCAAUCUUCUCGCUUUACCAUUCCAGUUGUUUUCACUGGAAAAUAUUGUUACCGAUUGUCUGAAGGGUUGUUUCUUAGUGGCAGUGUUUUUGUGUGCAUUCAUUUCGCUGAUUUGGCUUCGCGAACAGAUCCUACACGGAGGUCCACAAGACUGGUUGCUUUUGAACGGUGCGGGGCAGAACAACGAUAUCAACAAUAACGAUAAUCAGCGCGAUGCAGAAAAUCGAGAGAUUGGUGGACUGAGGUUGGUAAACGGUGGUGUAGGAUUAGGGUUUGGUGGUGGUGGUGGCAGGGGGUUUGGGAGAGGUGGAGGGCGAGGAGGUGGGGGUGCACGGGCAAUCCAGAUAUUUGGCGACGAACUGGAAGGUCAGGAGAGAGCCGAACUGGAAGGCAAUGAAGGUGGUGAAGUGGAGGGUGAAGAGGUUGAGGGUGAAAAUCGAGAGGGUGAUCUGAGAGUGGUAAACGGUGGUGUAGGAUUAGGGUUUGGCGGUGGCGAGGGGGUUGGAAGGGGUGGAGGGGGUGAGGGUGCACGAGUAAUGCAGCUAUUCGGCGACGAACUGGAGGGUCAGGAGAGAGCCGAAGUGGAAGGCGGUGAAGUGGAGGGUGAAGAGGUUGAGGGUGAUAACUGGAGAGACUGGGAUCGGGUCGGUGAUGAGUUAACAUGGCAGAGAUUGUUGGGUUUAGAUGGAUCACUACAAUUUCUGGAGCAUGUCUUCUGGGUGAUCGCUCUGAACACUCUAUUCACUGUACUCUUUGCCUUUUCACCCUACCAACUCGGCUAUUCCUUGCUGAAAUCAAUUGGAUUAGCACCACGUAUUCAUUAUUUCCCGACGUUGACAUCAGUCGUAGUUGGUUACGUCCUCAUAUGCAUCAUUAUGCGCGUUCUACAUGUGGUCGCGAGAGUUUUCCAUUUUGCAUCAAUGUAUCGUCUAUUGGGUAUGUGCUAUUUGGUUGUAAAGGUAUUUUUAUUGGUUCUGAUCGAACUUGGUUUUUUCCCAAUUAUCUGUGGUUGGUGGUUGGACAUCUGCUCGUUGCAUGAUUGCGGAUUGCAUGAUGAAGGCACUCGUUGUUGUCGUUGGGAAUCGUCAACGAAUGAGAUAAUAAAAUUACAGCGAUUAUUUGCCUCUACACUGCCACGUCGUAUUCAAUCGUUCUCAAAUUCACCAACUUCAUCGCUCUUUUUACAUUGGUUAAUCGGAAUGGUCUAUGUCUUCUAUUCGGCAUCCUUCAUACUUGUACUCCGUGAAGUGCUACGACCGGGUGUUCUUUGGUUUUUGCGCAAUCUGAACGACCCAGAAUUUAAUCCCAUCCAAGAGAUGAUCGAUCUACCGGUAAUGCGUCAUUUACGUCGUAUACUUGCAUCCACAUCACUGCUCUUCAUGACAGUUCUGUUGACUGUUUAUAUACCACUGAGUUUCAUCUCUAAGUUUUUACCAUCCGUCUUACCGUUCAAUCUGAGCCUUGCUGCUGAAACACCGUUGAGUGAAUUGUCGUUGGAAUUGUUGAUUGUUCAGGUAGUAUUGCCGGCACUGUUGGAACAAACGCAUGCUCGUACAUUACUGAAGAGUGUCGUUCAUGUGUGGUGCAAAUUGAUUGGUCGAAUGCUGGAUCUGGAACAUUAUCUGUUGCCUGAAGAUGAGCUGAGAAAUGAGUUGAAUCGUAACGGACAACAAAACAACGAAAAUAACGGUGUUCGGUUGCAACAGUUGAAUAACUUGAACAAUGAGAAUAACAAUAAUAAUAAUCAAGCACUGCAAGGAUUGGCAGCACAACAUCAAGCGCUACUUCUCGUAAGGGAAUCACCUGGAUUUCAGGCGUAUCAGAAACCGUCAUAUUUUCCAGUUCGUAUAGUAGCGCUUUUAGUGGCUCUAUCAACUACAUCCAUGUUGUCCAGUAUCAUCAUCUAUGUGGUACCAGUGAGUGUUGGUCGUAUGUUGGUGUAUCAUUUGUCGGGUCAUCAAAACGUUCACGAGUUGUACACAGUGGCUGCCGGUCUGUACAGCUUAUGGUUGCUACUCAAGUUGGUCAUGAUCGUCUAUGAAUAUUUACCACGUGGCUCUGCCUUCUUAAUAUUGACAAUUCGCAAUACGAUUUCCACAGUGAUAAAGAUGUGUACAAUCGCAUUGGCAAUAUUGUUUGUAAUCCCGUUGCUGAGUGGAAUCUGUUUCCAAUUGGCCGUAAUCAACCCGUUAAGAGUAUUACCUCAUCAGACACCUCUUCUGUUUCCGUGUCAACACUGGGCAAUGGGCAUAUUGCACUGUAAAAUAUUCUGUGCGGCAGUUAUGAUGGGACCGGACUGGUGGAUGAAACGUAUCUUCGAACAGCUGUACGCGGAUGGUAUACGAGGAAUACGUGUAGGUCAUUUGUAUACCGAGUUAAUAGUUCCGGUAAUAAGUGCGCUUGCGUUGUACUUGUCGACGCCAUUUGUGUUGUGUGCAGCGUUGAGAUAUUUAGUUGGAACGCAACUAGUCAACUAUGAAGGCAGGAAUAAAGCAGAAGGCAGCGAUAACUGA
Messenger RNA from Anisakis simplex (herring worm), 3033 nucleotides. Lineage: Eukaryota; Metazoa; Nematoda; Chromadorea; Rhabditida; Anisakidae. The record is from the annotation of a GenBank genome assembly.